GCUCGGGAUGGGAUGGGGCGGCGGCGAGUGGGAGGAGAAGGUGGGGCCGUGCCAAAAACGCUGAUUUUUGGGGAAAGAACGGGAGAUUUAUGAUCCGUAUUGCGGCACCCGGCUCGGCUGCUCUGCUGGGAAAGGGAAGGGGUGAAAAGCCCCGGAGCCAGGCGGGGGAGAUAAAAAAUAAUUCUCAAAAAAAGAGUUGGAGAGUUUGGGGAGCUGGGGUUUGCACCAAAAAAAAGUGAAGGCCAAGGGGGAUUUCCUGUUUUUGUACUAAAGAAUGUUCGGAAAUUCGGGGUCAGUUGGGGAUUUUGGGGAGAUGUGGAAGGGGGGGCACCCACGGGCACAGGGACGUGCAGAUAGACAGACAGACAGACAGAGCCCGGCCUGUGGCGGGAUGUCCAGCUCUGCUUGGCAGGCAGAAGGAUAUGAGUGGACAGGCUGGAUGGCCGGACAGACGGACAGCAUGGGUGGCAGAGACCAAAUGGCCGGACAGAUGGACAGCUGAGGUGGCAGAGGACAGAUUGCUGGACAGACAGAAAGUCAGGUUGACAGGGGCCGGACAGACAGACAGACAGACAGGGUGGCAGAGGCUGGGCAGACAGAUAGCAGGGGUGUUAGAGGCCAGAUGGCUGGACAGACGGACAGCAGGGGCGGCCAGACGGACAGGUGUGGUGGCAGAGGCCGGAUUGCUGGACAGACAGCCAGCCAGCCGGGGUGGCAGAGGCUGGACACACAGCCGGCCGGGGAGGCAGAGCCGGACAGACAGACAGACACACCGCCAGCCGGGGAGGCAGCGACCACAGAACCAGCCAGCCACGGGAGCCGCCGCCUGCCGAGCCACACCCGGGGGCGGGGAAGCGAAAACACAUUAAAAAAAAAAAAAAAAAAAAAAAAAAAAGGGAAAAGAAAGAAGGAAAGCAAACAAACACCGAGGCAGCGAAGAGCAGCGAACUCCGGCCCCCGGCAGCGCCGAGCCAAAGGUCGCCGGGCGAACCUUGGCCACCGCAGCGGCCAUGGCGGUGCUGGCGGCCCUGGCGGCCGCGGCGGCCGGGCUGCUGCUGGCCUUGCUGCUGCUGCCGCAGCUGGCCCCUUUCCUGUGGCAGGACCUGGCCUUCUUCGCCACCAUGGCGCGGUCGUCGCUGCGCUGCCGCCGGCGCCUGGCCGGCCGUCCGGCCGUCACCCUGCUGGACGUGUUCGGCCAACACGCCCGGCGCAGGCCGCGCCACGCGCUGCUGCGCUUCCAGGAGCAGCUUUACACCUUCGAGGACAUGGACAGGGCCAGCAACCGCGCGGCCUGGGCGCUGUGGCGGCGGCUGGGCCUGCGGGCCGGCAGCACGGUGGCCGUGCUCCUGCCCAACCAGCCGGCCUACGUGUGGACGUGGCUGGCGCUGGCCAAGCUGGGCUGCGCCAUGGCCUGCCUCAACUGCAACGUGCGCGGCCGGGCCCUGCGGCACGCGCUGGACGCCGCGCAGGCCACGCUGCUGCUGGCCGGCCCUGAGCUGCGCGAGGCCGUGGAGGAGGUGCUGCCCGACCUGCGGCGCGACGGGAUCCGCGUCUUCUACCUGAGCGCGGCGUCGCCCACGCCGGGCGUGGAGGCGCUGCUGGGCGCCAUCGAGGCGGCGCCCGACGAGCCCCUGCCCGCCCGGCACCGCGCCGGCGUCACCGGCGACUCCAAGGCCAUGUACAUCUACACCUCCGGCACCACCGGGCUGCCCAAGGCCGCGGUGAUCACCGAGCUGAAGCUGAUGAUGGUGGCCAGCCUGGCGCGGAUCUGCGGCGUGCGGGACAGCGACGUCGUCUACACCACGCUGCCGCUGUACCACUCAGCCGGGCUGCUGGUCGGGGUGGGGGGCUGCCUGGACGUGGGUGCCACCUGUGUCCUGCGCUCCAAAUUCUCGGCCUCCCAGUUCUGGGCCGACUGCCGGCGCUACAACGUCACCGUCAUCCAGUACGUGGGCGAGCUCAUGCGCUACCUGUGCAACACGCCCCAGCGCCCCGAUGACCGCGAGCACGGCGUGCGCAUGGCGCUGGGCAACGGCAUGAGGGCCGAGGUGUGGAAGGAGUUCCUGCGGCGCUUCGGGCCCGUGGCCGUCUGCGAGUUCUACGGCGCCACCGAGGGCAACGCCGGCUUCAUCAACUACACCGGCAAGGUGGGCUCCGUGGGCCGCGCCAACAGGUUCAUCCAGCUCUUCGCUCCCUUCGAGCUGAUCCGCUACAACGUGGAGCAGGACGAGCCUGUGCGCGACGAGCGGGGGCUCUGCAUCCCCGUCCCACCUGGCGAGACGGGGCUGCUGGUGGUGAAGAUCACCAAGAACACGCCGUUCCACGGCUACGCCGGCGACGCGCAGAAGACGGAGAAGAAAAUCCUGAGGGACGUCCUGGCCAAAGGCGACGCCUACUUCAACAGCGGGGACCUGCUCAUGAUGGACAGCCAGAGGUUCAUGUACUUCCAGGACCGCGUCGGCGACACUUUCCGCUGGAAAGGGGAGAACGUGGCCACGACCGAGGUGGAGGCCACGCUGGCCCUGGUGAGCUUCAUCCAGGAGGUCAAUGUCUACGGCGUGGCCGUGCCGGGGUGCGAGGGCCGCUGUGGCAUGGCCGCCGUGUGCCUCAAGGCCGGCGCCACCUUCGAUGGUGACAAACUCUACGCCUACACUCGGGACACGCUGCCCGCCUACGCCGCCCCCCGCUUCAUCCGCAUCCAGGACUCCCUGGAGAUCACGGGCACCUUCAAGCAGUGCAAGAACAACCUGGUCAAGGAGGGCUUUGACCCCGGCGCCGUGCGGGACCGGCUGUUCUUCCGCGACGACGCACGCUGCUCCUACGUGCCCCUGACCCCCCAGAUCUUCGCCGCCAUCCGCGACAUGAAGCUCAGCCUCUAGCGGCUCUCUGGGGGUAAUUGGGGUUAAUUUGGGGCUAAUCAGGCACUUUGGGGUUCUUCUGAACCAUGCUGGAGCAAGAGGAGGGCCGUGGGUCGGUGCGACCCCGCGCCGGCGCCUCCGUGCUGUGGAAAUUAAAUUAAACCUGAAAUUCC
Molecule: messenger RNA, 3031 nt
Organism: Oenanthe melanoleuca
Lineage: Eukaryota; Metazoa; Chordata; Aves; Passeriformes; Muscicapidae
Gene: SLC27A5
Product: solute carrier family 27 member 5
Exons: 10
Coding region: 1011-2879 (622 amino acids)
Cellular component (GO): endoplasmic reticulum
Molecular function (GO): long-chain fatty acid transmembrane transporter activity; long-chain fatty acid-CoA ligase activity
Source: RefSeq, a predicted model, not a curated record